This is a messenger RNA of Amyelois transitella, 7209 nucleotides long. RefSeq names its product inositol polyphosphate 5-phosphatase E (gene INPP5E). The record is from RefSeq and is a predicted model, not a curated record. The transcript is spliced from 10 exons. Gene Ontology annotation, biological process: phosphatidylinositol dephosphorylation. NCBI's taxonomy places the organism in Eukaryota, Metazoa, Arthropoda, Insecta, Lepidoptera, Pyralidae. Gene Ontology annotation, molecular function: phosphatase activity. The coding region runs from base 820 to 2739 and encodes 639 amino acids.
UUUAUUGAAAGUUGUAGUUUUUUAGAUCUUGAACUAGUAGGUAUCAGUGUCUUGUGACUUUUUGACACAUGUGACAAAAGUAUUUUGAGUAGGUGAUACCAGUUAGUAAUAUACCAUGUCAUUUAGCCUCCUGGCGUAAGAGCAUCGGUCAUACAUUAGGUAUUUAAACCAGUGCCUCAUACUCAUAAAUAAUCGGUCAUCUUAACACAAUACAUAAUAUAGUGCCCACCACGAAAGUUGAACAAAAUGUACUCUAUGGAUGCUGCGUAGAAGAUUUUUUAUAUUAUGAAUAAUUGCUGCUGCGCAUCCCGGAAGUGUAAAAUUUUAGGGUCUACUGUUUUGCAGAGUAACCAUCGUAGAAAAGAAUACCACCUCCGAUACAUACGUCUACAAAAUGUUAAGUGGUCCUCUGUACAUUUCUAUUGAAAGCCCGCUUAGUAAUAUAUCCGAAAGAGUUAUUAUGAAGAUCUGAUAAAUAUUUUUUAUAUUUGGAUUAAGUUCUUAGCUAUUGUUACCAUAGCGACGACGUUACCUAGCAUUACGGCAAAGAGGCAAACAAUAAAAUGUUUUAGGACAGUGUGAAUAAAUGUAUUUAUUUACACUGAAAACAAUAUAUAUGCAGAAUGAAAAAGAGGUACUUGCUUCAUGAAAACACCGCUGUAAAAACAAGUGCAUUUUGACUUUGACCGACAAGUGACAUUUGAUCAGGCGUAAAAUGUCAUUCUAGAGACGUAGUACCUAUAGGUUAUGUUGUCUUUAUAAAGGUACAAAAUGUAAUUAGUAACAGAAAUUAAACGUUUUCGUGCCGUAUUAUCAACCAUGACAACGUCGCCCACCAGGACCAAGCAAAAAUUAUCAUUACGAAAACGUCUAUUUGUGAAGAAGUCUCCAAAAGUUGGUUGCUAUGUUGAUACGGACUUGAACGAUGAAUAUAAUCAAGCAACUUCUCGUCCGAUUUCGCCAGCGGAUCCCUUUUUAGCUCAAAGCGCCCAUAAUUCUGAUACCAAAUCAGAUCUAGCAGAUAGCCAUCAAAACUCCUGCACAGAACUACACAGUAACAACUCUAGCCACAAGUCUAAUCACUCUCACAUCGAAAGUGAUAGCAAUCAAAAAUGCUGUCGUACGUUUUUUAGGCGGUCCCGUCCUCGAAGUCUCGUUGAAGGCCAACCUCCCAAAGAAGAAUCACAAUCAAAACCAUGUAGUCCAAUAAAUAAUUCAAAUAAUAGUUUAAGUGAGUCUAAAAGUGAAGAAAUCCCUAAAGCAACAGUUAAAUUUCCUAAAGGUGAUGAUAGCAAGAAGUGUUUCGAGCAUUCUGGUUCCUUUGAAGGUAUCAAGACAAAAAAUAAAUUAUUUGUGAAGAGACUAUCUGCCGACCAUUUAAUAACAAAUGAAUCUAAGCCAUUUUGUCGUUCUUCUUCACCUGAGAGUGAUAGAAGUAGUUCUUUAGACAGGAAACGAAGGAGCAAGUCAACUAUCACAAGGUCAACAUCCCGAGCGGGCAGUACUGACAGCCUAGCGAGAAACUCACUACUUGCUGCACAAGUCCUUCGUCUCAUACCCACACAAGAGGCUAGAGAAAGGAACUACUUAUAUGGCAGACUGGCGUCCCACUCAUUGCUGGGCGCUGCUGAGUUGGAGCAUGUCUUCCCGGACAGGGAAGUCAAGAUAUUUGUUGGCACAUGGAAUAUGAAUGGACAGGCCCCACCCAAGGAAUUGGCAGACUUCAUAUUCCCCAACCAAGUGAAACAUGUACCUGAUAUAUUUGCAAUCGGCACACAAGAGUCCUACUCAGAGAGAACAGAAUGGGAGAUCACCAUCCAGGAAGUGUUGGGACCAUCACAUAUUUUAUUACAUUCUCACUAUUUAGGAACACUCCAUCUCACAGUCUUCGUACGCCGAGACCUAAUCUGGUACUGUUCGCUCCCAGAAGAUGCCAACCUAUCCGUGCGGCCGGGCACAGCUUUCAGGACGAAGGGCGCCGUAGCCAUCUCAUUCGCUUUAUUUGGCUCGACCUUCCUGUUCGUCACCGCACAUUUGACGGCGCAUCAGGAGAAGGUCAAAGAGAGAGUUUCCGAUAUCAAACGGAUCAUCAGGUCUAUUGAUUUGCCGAAGAAUUUGCCGUGCCGACAUAGGACUAAAGAUGUGACAAGCAACUUUGAUUACGUGUUCUGGUGUGGCGACUUGAACUUUCGGCUCGGCGAGCCACGAGCGGCUGUACUGCGCUGGAUAGAGCAGACGCAAUUUCCCCUCCCACCGUACCUCCCUCACGGGCUCCUGCACGCGGACCAGCUGACGGCGGUGCUGGAAGACGGCGCGGCCUUCAGAGACUUCAGGGAAGCCCCGAUUACAUUCCCGCCUACUUAUAAGUACGACCCGGGCAGCCAACAGUUCGACACGUCCAGUAAACAGAGGGCGCCAGCGUACACCGACAGGAUUCUCUUCAAAUCUAGGUGUACAUCGACCAGUGCCUCGUCCGCAUUCUCAGGUCUUCGGCGGAUCAGCAGCGUGCCGACUGCGUCUGGUUUGAAGUGCCUCGCGUACAACUCAGUGCAGUCCGUGUGCACCAGCGACCACAAGCCGGUGUGGGCGCUCUUCUCCGCCGCUUUGAGACCCGGGACCGACGUGGUGCCAUUAGCAGCCGGGCUGUUCAACCGCGAGGUGUACCUAGAAGGCAUCAAACGGCGGCGAGCGCUACUCGACCACGCGCCCGGCACCUCAGCGGUAUGCAGUGUACAAUAACAGUUACUGCAACAGCUACUCGGUACGGUCGCACCGGAUACUGAGCUUCAGUAAGUGUACCUCACUCUUUAGAGACGGCUCUGCCUAUUUUGUAGCAAGAUGCGUGCAGUCGCAGGGGUAUUAGGGCGAUUUUUUAUCAGAUAUGUAGUUUUGAUGUGAUUUAUUUAUUUCACAUACAUUAGAAGCAAAACAGUACAAAAACUGACUUAUGCCUAAGAGAGAUUUCUCAAAGGAAAGUAUUUUCUUUCAUCUUGAAAUGAGUCAUCAAAGUGUCGCACGCAUACAAGAGGGCGCCAAUGUUAAUGACACAAGAGAUAUAUAGGUUGAACCAAAUUUUAAAACUCACUAAGUGAAUAUUAUCUUUAAAUUUGGUGAAAUUUAAAUCAGCAGUAAUUUAUCAUAGUCUCGAACCAGUUGAACUGGACUUUGAAUAACCGAAAGAAUUUCUUCUGAAUUCUUUAUUGUAACAUUUAAUAAAUAGGAUAAUGAAAAAUAAAUAAAAUUUAAAUGAACCAAAUAUAAUACGUGGUUUUAGAAAGGUUAAUUCAUUUAUUGCUUAAUUUGUCAGUUAAGGAACAACUACAUACAUCCCUUUCUUUACAAACAUGAAAAUAGUCUAAUCCAACCCUACUAUCAAUAGAGUGUACAUUAUUUAUGGGGAUUAGAUUUAACUAGUCAAAAGUUGUUCGGUGAUUAAAUAAAAUAUGUGUGGUAUGAAGAUACACUUUUAGUGAGUAAAUUGUUAUCGCUAUAUUGCGCCUGUUCUAUUUUACGCAUGGUCAUCUCUGAAAUUUAUAAUUUCUAUUAAAAAUUUAUAUCAGUGUACGAACAAACGUUAGUCGUAAACAAAUAACGGUUUACUCUUUAUUUAUAUUAGGUUCAAAAUUCUUUGGUCAAACCAAAAUAACCCUUUCAAAUUAUUAAAGUGAGAAAUUGACAAGGUUUGAAAAGGAUCUAGAAAGAGUCUACUCAACUUACAAUGUGAGUUAAUUAAUUUAUUAAUGCGCACACCAAAGUUUAUUAUUAUUUUUAAUAGUUAAUUUUACAUUUUUACAAGUUAUUUAUUUUAUUAUUAAUUUUUGCUGGGCUCCUAAGGUAGUUUAAGUCAAUAAAAAAGUGCAAUGAAAUUAAAAGACAUAGUAUUAUUAAUUAUAAUUUACGAAUAGCUUUUUUUAUGUUAUUUUGCUGUACAAUGUGCUCAUUUUAUUAACCAAAAAAAGACAAAUCUAGUCAGUAUGGAUGUUGCUAUUCAGACUACAUAACUAAAUCUAAUAAUAACUAAGUAUGUCACUUAACAAUAUAAUUUAUAGACCAAUCUAUGUAUAAUUGUGUAGCAUGUUAUACUAUGUUAAAAUACGCUUUCGUUGUGACAUAAUAUAUAAAUAUUUGUCCACUUAAUAAUCCGUCGCUUUGUAUGUUCCUUUGGAAAAAAAGCUAUAGAAUUAUUAUUGUAUAUAACAUAUAUGUAUAUUAUGAAAGAUUCCACUGUUGGUAUAUAGUGUAAAACAGUGAAUUAUGUAGCAAAAUAAGGCUAAAGCUGUUGUAGUCAAAGCAAGCUUUAUGAAUAUACGAGUAUAAUAAAAUAAGUAUGGAAUUUAAUAAGUACUUUGAAUAUUUCCUGCCUUAUAACUGUGUUAUCUUAUCAUCUUGAAAUGUUGAAAACAUUUCAAUAUGUGCUGUGAUCCAACAGUUUCUAGUCUCGUAGUGCAUUUCAAACAAAUCUUCAGUGUAUAUAUAAAUCUUUCGAAGUAGUUUGGUUAUAUAAUGGAGAAUGUCAAUUUCCAUGGGUAGUAAGUUGCAUGAAAUCAACCGAACAUAAUUUCACAUUCGUUGCAAAGAAAAGCCUACUGAUUAAAAAUCUUUAACUAAAUCUUGACCUGCGGGGCUAGCACGGCGGAUGCGUCGAUGGUUUUAUCGCACGAUAAAGUGUCAUGAUCUCUUUUCACGUCAUAAUGAUUAGCAAAACAGCUUUGUUUGUCACGCGAUAAUAACGGCUUCGCGCGUGCCAUGCUAGCCCCAUAGAAAUAUAGCAGACCUGUCAAUGAGGGCGAUCGUUUUGCGUUUUAAUAAAACGUUAUGCUGUUUUUCUAGUACUAUUUCGAUAAAUUUUUACUAAUUUAUUUGAACUAGGCUUGGUUGAUUUCUGUACGCUGAGAGGUGUUUACUCAGAAACGUGAAUGCAUCCAUCUGUGGAGUUCCACAGAUGGAUGCAUUCACGUUUCUUAGUUUGUUCGGUUAUUGUUGUGUAGUUACACCUUAAUAACCGAACAAAUUUUCUUUAAUCUUAAUGGUUUUGUUUGCAGACCAGUAUAUUAACUACAUGUCUCAAAAUAAUUUCAAGGCAUAAAGUGUAUAACAUAAGAAUUAAAUAUGAGUGUAUUUCUAAAGUUGUUAUUAACCUAGUGCCUACUUAUAAACUGUAUCUUAAUAUCUAACUAUUAAGGCUCAUUGACAGACAUCUUCUAUACACUGUUGUAUACCAUAUGUUGUUGUAUGAAGGUUCUUCCUUCUUAUUAUACCAAAUAUCUCUAGGUGUAUGUGCAAUUUGUAAUAAACAGGUACCAGUUAUUAUUAUAAUUUAGCUGUAAAUUAUUUAUUGUGUGAUUUUUACAUUAAUGGAGACAAAGUAAAAAAUAAUAAUAAUGAAGUUGCAUUAUUUUCACAAUAAAGCGAUAUAAGAUAAUAUAGACUAGUCAAUUAUAAUUGGAUAAUAAUGCGAAUUUGACGUUUCAAUUAUGUAACGCCAAGUUACAGCGGUCCAAUUACAGCACUGUACUUGUGAAUACCGACUACUGAAACUGCCACUUCUUAAAUUAUACCUGCCACCAUAUUAUGGCACGCGUGAGGCCGUUUUUAUCGCGCGAAAAACUAUCGCGGUUUGGCUUUUUAUUAUUACGCGAAACAGGACAGCGAUAGUUUUUCGCUCAACCUAGAUUUUAUAAUAUCACAUCACAAAGCCAAGCUCUUGAAUUAAAAUUGUGGAAGUAAUUUGUAUAUUAAAAUUUCAGAAGUCACUUCAAAAUUAUUAUAAGUCGUCGAGAAAUAAAGCUUCCUUUGACAGCUGUUUUAAGUCUUGUCUCUUUCACGCUAAUGUCAAAGUGAAUUGUUCUGUUUCACUGUGAAAUGGGCAUCAUAUUUCUCAAAGACUUGUGUUUUAGUAAAAAGAUAUAAAACAAAAAUAUUCGGAUGUGUUAUUGUUAGUUGGCUUAGUAAGUAGUUGUCGACUUCGACGUUCUUGAUAGAUUUUUUUUUGCAGAAGUCUGAUCAGCUUAAAGAAAUAAACUUGUACAUGAGGACUUUUUUGUAUAAGCUUAUUUACCUAUGUCAUGAAAUUUAAUGUAUCUGAAUAAAUUAGUGAGCAUAUUUAUUAAAUGAAAUCAUGAGUGUGUUAUUGUAUUUAAAAUAAAUUACUCAUGAAAGUUAUUCAUAUAAACAAAUUAGCUGACUUUUUUUACAUAUUGCAAGCUACAUAUAAUAGCUAGUAUCAAACUGUCUUCCAAACUUAGUAACUGAUAAUAAUUGUGUAAAUCUCAUCUUUGAAUAUGCUUUAUCUAUUAUAUUAAAGUAGUAUAUUUUCUGGUACAUCAAAUGCUAGUUUCUGUGUUUGUGUAAUUAUAAAUAUUUUAAUUGAUACUUUUAUAAUGUUUCAUGCAAUCUUCAUUUACCUAAAUUGUUUUCUGGGACCAGGAAAAAGGGAGCCGUUGAUGAAUUGCUUGAAACACGAAGUGUAGAAAAAGUUUCCUUUCGGUACAAUCGUUAAGUAGGCUGAUCAAAAUGAUGGCGUUACUCUGAUAUUAACAUGGUGGCAGUAUGACUGAAGCUAUUAAGAACAUUUCUAUUAAUGCACGGUUUGAUAAGCCUAAAACCGAAUUAGCCUUCCUAGUGAUAGUUACCUAAAGCAUCGUUAUCAUAUAUACAAAUCAGAUCCUAAUUAGGGUCCCUAGUAAAUCUAGAAGCAUCCAAUGGAAACAAUAACUUAAGUACUAACAUACUAUAUCAAAGACUUGUAACACAAUGUAACAAACUGCAGCAACGCCUAAUGGAUAACUAGCACGGGUAUAAUUCAGGCGUUGUGUUAGCGUCCAUUGGUCGAAUGACACAAAAUUAAAGCUUAUUCUGGUAAAGUGACGUCCCUUUAAAUUAAUAAAAGUAGAAUAAUAUUUAGCGAACAGUAAUACUUGUUGUUGUAUCGCUAGUUAUGUGUACUUGUCAUAUUUUUACAGUAUUAAAAUACAAUUUAUCAGGGAUUUCGAUAAUAGGUUCUCUUUUGUCAAUAAUGUUAUAGCUUUUUUUAUCUUCACUUACUCAUUACAUAAAUAUAUUAAGGAAAAUGUUCUUGGGUAUCUUUCCACGUGAAUUGUCUUAUUUGUCUGUUACAGAAAUUCAUUGACUAAAACUCCUUAAUCAGGUACUCAUUUUAAGUGUAAGUUAGUUAUAUGUUUCUCUAAAUAUAGUUAACUUUCCUCGCUA